Molecule: messenger RNA, 795 nt
Organism: Anastrepha ludens (Mexican fruit fly)
Lineage: Eukaryota; Metazoa; Arthropoda; Insecta; Diptera; Tephritidae
Exons: 2
Coding region: 451-783 (110 amino acids)
Source: RefSeq, a predicted model, not a curated record
UUUAUUAAAGAAUGAAAAAUUGUAACUGAUAACGCGGAUGUGUGAAAAAGUGUGUAAGCAAAAAUAUCAAUAGCAACAUUGUGUAGAUACAACCAAACACAUACACACACAAACCGAUGUAUUGUGUAAAUAUGUAAUUAAAAGAACGCAGUUGCUCUCUACGGGAUGAGUUUUUGUGCUCGUUAGGGGCUGCGUUAAGGGCCUGCUUACGUCGGUCACUGUUUUCAGUAUUACUACCCUCAUUCAACCGAUGGAUCAGAAUGCAAUAAAAAUCACUAAGUUGCAUUACAGAAACAGCCUUCUAGCUUCAAUAGCAGCGACAAAGUCUGAUUUGCUCGAGCUAAGUGCUGGAACAGUAUUUUAAAUUUUGCGGUAAACAAUGAUGAUCCCGAAGAUAAUGUUCCGUUGGCGGUUUUAAAAGAAAAAUGGGAAGCUGAACUUCGCACCUUGAUGGGCGACACCGUCGAUCUCCUUAGUAGUUUAAAUCCUGAGAUUGAGUUCACGUUACCAGCCAUUCAUGAAUGGAACGAAGAUACAGAGGAGGGCAAUGCAGACGCCGAUCAUCAACAAAAGGGCGAAUCCGAUGAUGAUACCGUAUCAGAGCAACUGGAGAAAAUUAAGCCGACUGAAGCAGAUGAAAUUUUCAACAAGGCGUUAAUAUGGGCUGAUCAUGAAGACGUCGAUCAAAAUGAUAAGAGUGUGCUAAGACGGUUAAGGGAGAAAGCUGUGCUUCAAGUUUUAGAAAAACAGAAGAUACAAGCAAAGAUUACUGAUGUUUUUUAAAUAAUUUCAUAC